Molecule: messenger RNA, 1020 nt
Organism: Ipomoea triloba (trilobed morning glory)
Lineage: Eukaryota; Viridiplantae; Streptophyta; Magnoliopsida; Solanales; Convolvulaceae
Product: nuclear transcription factor Y subunit C-1
Biological process (GO): regulation of DNA-templated transcription
Cellular component (GO): nucleus
Molecular function (GO): DNA-binding transcription activator activity, RNA polymerase II-specific; DNA binding; protein heterodimerization activity
Source: RefSeq, a predicted model, not a curated record
CUUCCUCUUUCUCAUAUUUCUCUCUCUCUCUCUCCAUUUCUUUCUGUGAAGAACAAUGGAGAACAGCCCUCAGCAAGCAGCGGCGGCGGCCGCAGCGGCAGCUCAGAGCGCCGGCGGACCCNACCACCAUCUCCUCCAGCAACAGCAGCAGCAGCUGCAAAUGUUCUGGACGUACCAGCGGCAGGAGAUCGAGCAGGUGAACGACUUCAAGAACCACCAGCUGCCUCUGGCGCGCAUCAAGAAGAUCAUGAAGGCGGACGAGGACGUGCGUAUGAUCUCGGCCGAGGCGCCCAUCCUGUUCGCCAAGGCGUGCGAGCUCUUCAUCCUGGAGCUCACAAUCCGGUCCUGGCUCCACGCCGAGGAGAACAAGCGCCGAACCCUACAGAAGAACGACAUCGCCGCGGCCAUCACGCGCACUGACAUCUUCGAUUUCCUCGUCGACAUUGUGCCGCGCGACGAGAUCAAGGACGAGACGGCUGCGCUCGUAGGUCCCGCGGCGGCGGCGGCCGCCGGAAUGGUGGCCGGCUCCACCGCUAGCGGCGUCCCGUACUACUACCCGCCAAUGGGCCAGCCUACGCCCCCAGGUGUCAUGAUUGGAAGGCCCGCCGUGCCUGGUGUGGAUCCGUCCAUGUACGUCCAGCCUCCGCCACCGCCGUCGCAGGCAUGGCAGUCCGUUUGGCAGCCGCAGGAGGACAAUUCCUACGCCAGUGGAGGCAGCAGUGGCCAGGGAAACCUCGACGGCCAAGGCUGAGGGGGUCGUUUUCAGAUGGUGGAUGAUUGGUGGCACAAGGAAGCUGCCCUGCCCUGUCUCUCUAAUUCAAGUUGGAGUUUCUCUUCUAAAUUGCAAAAAUUAAUGCACCUUAUAACUAGUGUCUGUGGAUACUGUGUUAACCAUGGUAUUAGAUAUAUGUAUAAAAACUGGAUUUUGAUUAGUAACUCUCUCUUUGUUUUUCUUGAAAUAAUCCUUCUGGGGAUUGGAUUCUGUAACAUGCUUUAGUUUCAUCAUCUUGUGUUCCUCUC